This is a messenger RNA of Ostertagia ostertagi, 2175 nucleotides long. NCBI's taxonomy places the organism in Eukaryota, Metazoa, Nematoda, Chromadorea, Rhabditida, Trichostrongylidae. The record is from the annotation of a GenBank genome assembly.
AUAACUGAUUUCUGCAAGUUCACGGAGGAGGUUCUGAGUGCAGUGAAAGAAGACUCAGAAUUGAUCGAAGUGAUUAAUGCCCUCGAUACAGCUGAGAGUUUCGAUUCGCUAACUGGUAGCAAUUUGAUCGAUCAUCUGGUUGGACGUCUCAGUCAUAGCGGGGUGGCGGAGUGGAUACAGAAAGCUGAUAAACCAUGGUGUCUGAGGCACAUCUGUAGUGCUUUUCCUCACUGGAGUAAUGAAGCACGAGUGGAAGUGCUAACAAAUCUGUUGCAACGUCCGAAAUCCCAAGAAAUACAGUACGCCGUUGGGAAUUGCAUUGACUCGAUGUUUAAGAUGAAGGUGCGAGCAGGAGAGUUGGUGAACGUGUCGUUGGUUGAAGGAGGAGAAGAUGUUCUACGGCAAACGGUUACUGCAAUAUUCGGAAAGGAUGUAGUGAAAAGUGGAUUGAAGAAAAUGAAAAGCUGCGAAUAUGCUAAGAGUGCUCUUCCUGUCUUUUGGAUGUGUUUGAAAUUAUGGUCGAAAAUGGCGUCAUCAGAUGAAGUGUCCGAAGGAUACACGAGUAAUGCUGAAGAACUUGUCAUGGUAGCAAAGGGUGACGAGGACGGCCUUAAGGUUCUUCUCGACCAAUUACUGGCCCACCUCAGCCAACCGUUGAAGUAUCACCGUACUGUGGUCUACUAUGUGUUUGUCCAGCUAUUGCCUCAUUUCAAGAAGGAACAUGUUUCUCACAUAAUUGAGACCAUGAUGAUGGAUGACGAGGAAUUGGCCGACGAACAGGGUAGCGAGGGAGAAUCAACGAAUGAUGAAGAUGAAGGUGGCUGCUACGCUAGCUAUUGUUUUGUUGUUCUGAAGAAUAUGGACGACGGUGAAGCAGCUGGUGAGUCAGAAUCUGAAAGCCUAGAAGAUGAAGAGGGAGUCGACCCUGAAGCGCUUAAUCGUCUAGAGAGUGCUCUAGGAAAGGCGGCUGUCAAGAGGAAAGGCGAUGCGAUUGAUGAGGAGGAGACCAUGAUGAUGGAUGACGAGGAAUUGGCCGACGAACAGGGUAGCGAGGGAGAAUCAACGAAUGAUGAAGAUGAAGGUGGCUGCUACGCUAGCUAUUGUUUUGUUGUUCUGAAGAAUAUGGACGACGGUGAAGCAGCUGGUGAGUCAGAAUCUGAAAGCCUAGAAGAUGAAGAGGGAGUCGACCCUGAAGCGCUUAAUCGUCUAGAGAGUGCUCUAGGAAAGGCGGCUGUCAAGAGGAAAGGCGAUGCGAUUGAUGAGGAGGAGUCGGACGCUUCUGACGUUGAUGACGCUGAAAUGUUCGCAUUGGAUGAUCGGCUUGCAGCUGCGUUCAAGGCUAUGGCUCCUAAGAAGAGCGAGAACAAAAUGGCUACUCAGCUGGCAUCUGCGUUCCGGUUGAAACUGGCGGACUUACUUCUCUUCACAAUCUCAUCACAGGAUACCCCAGCAAGCAUCAAAAUACAUAUGAUUGUACCACUGCUCAAACUUGCAAAACUUCAAUUGAAGCAGGACACAGAAGGUCUGAAUUCGAGGAAAACAAUUAGUCUUCUGAACAUAUUGUCACGGUUGAAGAAGAUCGAGGUCGCUGAUAAGCAGGUAAUCAGCUUGCUGAACAAACUGAUUGCCGAAGGUUCUGGCAUCUCUAAUCCGACUUUCAUCUCGACCGUUGCUGCUUUGUGCUCAUUCAUCGUAAGUUUAAAUUGUUUGGUACUAGCUGCAUUCGAUAUCGGAUCCUUCCUAAUGAAUCAUUUGUUCCGAAAGCGAGCGUGUUUCUCAAAGCCGGGUUCAAUGAGGAAGUACCGAGUUUUCCGAAGGACUGAAGCCUUGUUGUGCCUCGCGGGUAUGAUGAAUAAAGGAGUGCUGCUGAAAGCACCAGUAGAGAAAUCCAUAAUCAAAGGAAUUGCAAAAGCGUCUUCUGAAUAUCUUCGGGCCUCGAUAGCUGAACCCGAGACGAUCAAACCUCGGUUUUUCGCAAGCGUUUUGAGGCUGUUGCUGUCGACAGCUAACAGUAUUGGAGAUGAUCUUAAGCCCACGUUGCAAAAGCACUUGAAAUUGGAUGCGGUGUUGGAAGACGAGCAAACAUUGAGUCAAGUAAGCAAGAAGAUCAAUUCGGCUUGUCAGCAAGUAUGUGGCAAGUCAGCGACACGUGUGCUCGACGCUAUUCAAAAAGCC